GCCUGAGGUCGCUUACUUCUGCCGCGCGGCGGUAGACGGGUUCUCCAGCGGAGGGUGGAGACGCGUAGCCCAGGCUCCCUGCAACGUUCUGCGAAGCCAGUCGGACACCAUGGCGGACAGCCGAGAUCCAGCCAGCGACCAGAUGAAGCACUGGAAGGAGCAGCGGGGCGCGCAGAAACCUGACGUCCUGACCACUGGGGCCGGCAAUCCAGUUGGAGACAAACUGAAUGUUAUUACGGCAGGGCCCCGGGGGCCCCUUCUUGUUCAGGAUGUGGUUUUCACUGAUGAAAUGGCUCACUUUGACCGGGAACGAAUUCCUGAGAGAGUCGUGCAUGCUAAAGGCGCAGGAGCUUUUGGCUACUUCGAGGUCACGCAUGACAUUACCAAAUACUGCAAAGCCAAGGUGUUUGAGCAUAUUGGAAAGAGGACUCCCAUUGCGGUUCGAUUCUCCACUGUGGCUGGAGAGUCGGGCUCAGCCGACACAGUUCGUGAUCCUCGAGGGUUUGCAGUGAAAUUUUACACAGAGGAUGGUAAUUGGGAUCUUGUUGGAAAUAACACUCCCAUAUUUUUCAUCAGGGAUGCCAUACUGUUUCCGUCCUUUAUCCACAGUCAAAAGAGAAACCCUCAAACGCACCUGAAGGAUCCGGACAUGGUCUGGGACUUCUGGAGCCUGCGCCCCGAGUCUCUGCAUCAGGUUUCCUUCUUGUUCAGUGAUCGAGGGAUUCCAGAUGGACACAGACACAUGAAUGGAUAUGGAUCACAUACUUUCAAGCUGGUUAAUGCGAGUGGAGAGGCAGUUUAUUGCAAAUUCCAUUAUAAGACUGACCAGGGCAUCAAAAACCUUUCUGUUGAAGAUGCAGCAAGACUUUCCCAGGAAGAUCCUGACUACGGCCUCCGGGACCUUUUCAAUGCCAUUGCCACAGGCAACUACCCCUCCUGGACUUUUUACAUCCAGGUCAUGAAGUUCAGUGAGGCAGAAGCCUUUCCAUUUAAUCCAUUUGAUGUCACCAAGGUUUGGCCUCACAAGGACUAUCCUCUUAUCCCAGUUGGUAAACUGGUCUUAAACCGGAAUCCAGUGAAUUACUUCGCUGAGGUUGAACAGAUGGCGUUUGACCCAAGCAACAUGCCACCUGGCAUCGAGCCCAGCCCUGACAAAAUGCUUCAGGGCCGCCUUUUUGCCUAUCCUGACACCCACCGCCACCGCCUGGGGCCCAACUAUCUUCAGAUACCCGUGAACUGUCCUUUCCGUGCUCGAGUGGCCAACUACCAGCGUGACGGCCCCAUGUGCAUGCUGGACAAUCAGGGUGGUGCUCCAAAUUAUUACCCCAAUAGCUUUAGUGCUCCCCAAGAGCAGCGUUAUGCCAUCGAACAUAGCAGCCGGUGUUCUCCGGACGUGCAGCGCUUCAACAGUGCCAACGAAGACAAUGUCACUCAGGUGCGGGCCUUCUAUACGAAGGUACUGAAUGAAGAGGAGAGGAAACGCCUGUGUGAGAACAUUGCUGGCCAUCUGAAAGACGCACAACUUUUCAUCCAGAAGAAAGCGGUCAAGAACUUUAGUGAUGUCCAUCCCGACUAUGGGGCCCGCAUCCAGGCUCUUCUGGACAAAUACAAUGCUGAGAAACCUAAGAACGCGAUUCACACCUUUAUGCAGCAUGGGUCUCACUUGGCUGCCAGGGAGAAAGCGAAUCUGUGAGAGUCAGGGCCCUGGUCUUGCCAAGGUGGCUCUCCACCUGUGAAGCAAAGCAUGGUGUCCACUCUUGGCUGGAUAGAAGGUUCUCCUGUGCUGGGUGCGCGAAGGCAAGCUCAUGUCUUUAAAAUGCUAAUCCAGGUUUCUGUAACAGCUAAUGCAGCAAUGGCUUUUAAUGCUGUUCCCCUAGAAGGAGGUGAGGGUCAGGGCUUAACCAGCCUUUUUAAAGAAAAUGUAUUUGCUUUGGCAUUUGGAUUCUUCACUUAAGAUGACUGGAAUCAAAGACGAUUUUAUUUGAUAAUAAAAAAAUCUUGCUGAAA
Messenger RNA from Hyaena hyaena (striped hyena), 2007 nucleotides. It is a transcript of the gene CAT, whose product is annotated as catalase. Bases 110 to 1693 code for a protein of 527 amino acids. Lineage: Eukaryota; Metazoa; Chordata; Mammalia; Carnivora; Hyaenidae. Gene Ontology annotation, biological process: response to hydrogen peroxide; hydrogen peroxide catabolic process. Gene Ontology annotation, cellular component: cytoplasm; mitochondrion; peroxisome. The record is from RefSeq and is a predicted model, not a curated record. Gene Ontology annotation, molecular function: heme binding; catalase activity. The transcript has 13 exons.